This is a messenger RNA of Chinchilla lanigera (long-tailed chinchilla), 2451 nucleotides long. RefSeq names its product wingless-type MMTV integration site family, member 10B (gene Wnt10b). NCBI's taxonomy places the organism in Eukaryota, Metazoa, Chordata, Mammalia, Rodentia, Chinchillidae. Bases 560 to 1729 code for a protein of 389 amino acids. The transcript is spliced from 5 exons. The record is from RefSeq and is a predicted model, not a curated record. Gene Ontology annotation, biological process: cell fate commitment; multicellular organism development; neuron differentiation. Gene Ontology annotation, molecular function: frizzled binding; cytokine activity. Gene Ontology annotation, cellular component: extracellular region.
CCGGGGACGCGGAGCGGGCAGGCACGCGGUAGACAGACAGACAGACAGACAGACGGAGGCAGACGCGCACCCCCAGAGCACAGAUGCGCAGAGAGCCGGAGACACUGCUAGCGACGGAGGCAGGGAAUGAAAGGCUGUCUCCAGACGCGAGGGCAGUGGGGUGGGGAGAAGACGGAUCCGCGGGCACCGGACAAGUGGCUCGCUGCGGGCCGGGAUGUGGCUCCGCGGCACAGGCGCCUGCCCGGCAAGCUCACGGCUCUGAGUUCGCGUCCCGGUGCCUGAAUAAAUAAAGACGAUAAGAAGGGGCUCCCUGAGGAGGGAAAGCGGGGGUGGGACAAGGAAGAGACUCGGUUGCGACAACGCGCCUGCUUGCAGGAGGCGCCAGGUCCCCGUGCCGCACCUGGAGCCCCUCCUCCUUCCCUGCUGAGAGCGCAGGGGUGGCGGCGGAGAGCCCAGUCCCGGACCCUUCUGACGGAGCUUGCCUGCUACUGCAGGCGCCGGGAGGUGACACCGCCCCAGGCGCUGAUCCAUCCACCCACCGGAGCCUCCGGGCUUCGACAUGCUGGAGGAGCCCCUGCAGCGGCCUCCACCCCGGGGCCUCGCUGGUCUCCUGUUCCUGGCCUUGUGCAGUCGGGCUCUCAGCAAUGAGAUUCUGGGUCUGAAGCUGCCGGGCGAGCCGCCACUGACGGUCAACACCGUGUGCCUGACGCUGUCCGGCCUGAGCAAGCGGCAGCUGGGCCUGUGCCUGCGCAGCCCCGACGUGACCGCGUCGGCACUCCAGGGUCUGCACAUCGCCGUCCACGAGUGCCAGCACCAGCUGCGCAGCCAGCGCUGGAAUUGCUCAGCCCUGGAGGGUGGUGGCCGCCUGCCCCACCACAGCGCCAUCCUCAAGCGCGGUUUCCGUGAGAGUGCGUUCUCCUUCUCCAUGCUGGCCGCUGGGGUCAUGCAUGCGGUCGCCACGGCCUGCAGCCUGGGCAAGCUGGCGAGCUGUGGCUGUGGCUGGAAGGGCAGUGGUGAGCAGGAUCGGCUGCAGGCCAAACUCCUGCAGCUCCAGGCACUGUCCCGGGGCAAGAGCUUUCCUCACUCCCUGCCCAGCCCCGGCCCGGGCACAGGCCCCGGCCCCGGCCCCCAGGACACAUGGGAGUGGGGUGGCUGUAACCACGACAUGGACUUUGGAGAGAAGUUCUCUCGGGAUUUCUUGGAUUCCAGGGAAGCUCCCCGGGACAUCCAAGCACGAAUGCGAAUCCACAACAACAAGGUGGGGCGCCAGGUGGUAACUGAAAACCUGAAGCGGAAAUGCAAGUGCCACGGCACCUCCGGGAGCUGCCAGUUUAAGACGUGCUGGAGGGCAGCCCCAGAGUUCCGGGCUGUGGGGGCAGCGCUGAAGGAGCGGCUGGGGCGAGCUGUCUUCAUCGACACCCACAACCGCAAUUCUGGAGCCUUCCAACCCCGCCUGCGUCCCCGUCGCCUCUCAGGAGAGCUGGUCUACUUUGAAAAGUCUCCUGACUUCUGUGAGCGAAACCCCACCGUGGGAUCCCCGGGGACGAGGGGCCGGGCCUGCAACAAGACCAGCCACCUGCUGGACGGCUGCAGCAGCCUGUGCUGUGGCCGUGGGCACAACGUGCUCCAGCAGACGAGAGUCGAGCGCUGCCACUGCCGCUUCCACUGGUGCUGCUACGUGCUCUGCGACGAGUGCAGGGUCACAGACUGGGUCAACGUGUGUAAGUGAGGCUCAGCCUCUCCUCGGGCUGGGGAAGGGCACUGUGUGAAAGGGGUACUUUUCCGGCCCUGUACUCGGAUUUCUGUCCAGGGCUAGUCUUGGCCCCUGCAAGCUCAAAAUGUCUACUUGGAAACGGCUUUGGGGUAGUGGUGUCAGACAGAGCCUGUGGUUUGCAGCUCUCUCUGCACAGCUGGAGGGCCUCUGAGGGAAGCUGUCACCUUGCUUCUGCUCCUCAAACACCUGAAUGGACUCAGAGGAAAUGCACUGUAUUGCUCCUCUCUUCUCACCCCCAUGACCCCCAUAACCCCGACUCAUACUUCUAGCUUGGCCACUCCUCUCCCGAAGUGGUAACCCCCAGGCCUUGUGUGGGGCCAUUAAGACCUGUAGAAAGAGACCACCCUUUCCCGUCUGCUUCCUCAGACUCCUCCACCACAGCCUGGACCCCAUUGUUGGGUUAUGGGUGGCAGCUCUGGAAGAGAGGUUUUUUCUUCAGGAAGGGGCUUUUUCCUUCCCGAGUACUAGAGGGUACUCUCCUCUGAAUCCUCAGAGAGCUGGACUUCAGAAAGUCCAGGCCCUUAGGAAAGCGAUCUCCUUCCAUUCAGGUAUUAUAGGGGACCCUCCUGAGACUCUUGGCACCCCCUUUUCCCUCCUUGGGAAAAGAGGAGGAAGGAAAUGGGUAAUUUAUUGUACUGAUUAUUGUUCUUGAAACUAAAAUAAAUUAAGUUACUGGA